Messenger RNA from Lagopus muta (rock ptarmigan), 3025 nucleotides. RefSeq names its product polyhomeotic homolog 2 (gene PHC2). The transcript has 15 exons. The record is from RefSeq and is a predicted model, not a curated record. Gene Ontology annotation, cellular component: nucleus; PRC1 complex. Bases 128 to 2515 code for a protein of 795 amino acids. Gene Ontology annotation, molecular function: zinc ion binding; protein binding. NCBI's taxonomy places the organism in Eukaryota, Metazoa, Chordata, Aves, Galliformes, Phasianidae.
CCGCCCCGCCCCGCCGGCCCGCGCGGCCGCAACCCCGGGAGGCGCCUCCGUCAUGGCCGGCGGGAGCCGGGCCGCGGGGCCGCAGCUCUAGGCCACCCCAGCCGCCCCGCGUGGCCCUGCCACCACCAUGGAGAACGAGCAGCUCCCGGCACCUCCGCCCUCCAGCAGCGCCGGCGGCACCGGCACGACGCCCAGCAGCACCGGCACCACGCGCCCAGCCGCACCGCAGAUCUCCGUCUACAGUGGCAUUCCUGACCGCCAGACUGUCCAGGUGAUCCAGCAGGCCCUGCACCGGCAGCCCAACACGGCAGCGCAGUACCUGCAGCAGAUGUAUGCUGCGCAGCAGCAGCACCUGAUGCUGCAGACGGCCGCGCUGCAGCAGCAGCACCUCACCAGCGCCCAGCUCCAGAGCCUGGCGGCCGUGCAGCAGGCCAGCCUGGCAGCCAACAGGCAGAGCGGCUCCUCUGGCAGCAACGGCACGCAGCAGGCGCCUGUGCAGCAGCCCACGAUCAACCUGGCCACCUCGCCAGCAGCAGCCCAGCUCCUGAACCGGGCACAGAGUGUCAACCCCGGAGCGUCAGGCAUCGCGCAGCAAGCUGUCCUGCUGGGCAACGCCGCCUCACCUGCCCUCACAGCCAGCCAGGCACAGAUGUACCUGCGGGCACAGAUGCUCAUCUUCACGCCCACGGGCCCCGUCAGCGCCGUCCGGCCCGAGAGCCCUGCACCUGUCCCACCGCCAGCCCCACCACCCGCCCCACCGCCCGCCACCCCCCAGGUGCACAGCCUGGCGCUGCGCCCCGCCGGCCCCCACCUUCCCGCCCUCGCCAUGAAACCCCCUGGCAGCGCUCCACGGGCCGGACCCCCCCGGGUCCCCCCACCCGAGAACCCUGCUGACCACCUCAAAAAGGCUGAGGGCCCCGAUGCCCGCACCCACCCCAUGGCCCGCACUGCCACUGCCCCUGCUGCCGCCCACCCGCUCGUCACCCCAGCCUACGCCCCGCUGCAGCAGCCCCAGUUCCUGCAGCAACCACCGAAGCCGAUGCAGCAGCAGUUUGUCAUCCAGCAGCAGCAGCAGCAGCAACAGCUGGCACCCCGCGGGCAGCCCCCCCCGGGUCCAGCUGCCCCCCAGCUCCAGUCACUGCCCCCUGCCAGCCCCAGCCCAGCCCCCCCACCCAAAACGGGAGCCCCCCACGGGACGGGGGCGGAAGGCACAGCCCCCAACGGGCACCCCGGCUGCUAUGGGGCACCCCGCAAGUUCCAGCACGCCUCCGCCGUCAUCCUGCAGCUGCAGCCCGCCAGCAGCACGCCGCCGCUGGGUGCCGCAGAGGCCGCCCGCCGAGACGCGCCGCCCGCCGCCAGAAGCCCCCCCGCCACCGCGCCUCCCGCCGCCGCCGCCGCCCCCCCGCCGCCCCCCGGCCCCGAAGCGCCGCAGGGGGAGAGCGCCGCCGCGCACGAGCCGGGCGCGGAGCGCGUGGAUGCGCCGCCCGCCGCCCCCGCCCCCGGCAUGACCUCGGGCAGCGGCAGCGCUGCCUCCACCGUCGCCGGCGCCGCCCCGCACAAUGGUGAGAACAAACCGCCGCAGGCCGUGGUGAAGCCGCAGAUCCUCACGCACGUGAUCGAGGGCUUCGUCAUCCAGGAGGGCGCCGAGCCCUUCCCGGUGGGCCGCUCCUCGCUGCUGGUGGGGGGCCUGAAGCCGCAGUAUGCACAGGAGCUGCUGGCAGAGCGCGCCCCGCAGCACGACAACACCACAACCACCGACUCUGAGAUGGAGGAGCCCUACCUGCAAGUGUCCAAAGAGGAGGGGGCUCCCCCGAAGCUGAAGUGUGAGCUGUGCGGCCGCGUCGACUUCGCCUACAAGUUCAAGCGCUCCAAGCGUUUCUGCUCCAUGGCGUGUGCCAAGAGGUACAACGUGGGUUGCACGAAGCGCGUGGGGCUGUUCCACCCCGACCGCAACAAGCUGCAGAAGCCAGGAGGGCCCCCCCACAGCCGCCGCCGCACCUGCAAAGUGCCCACGCUCAGCAAGGACACCAAGAAGCAGACGCCGGUGUCCCUCCCGCCGGGCUCGGGGCCGCUCUCGGUGACGGCGUCGCUGCAGCUCAACCACAGCCAGGAGGACUCGAGCCGCUGCUCGGACAACUCGAGCUACGAGGAGCCGCUGUCGCCCAUCUCGGCCAGCUCGUCCACCUCCCGCCGGCGCCAGGCUGAGCGUGACCUGGAGCUGCACGACAUGGAGCUGCGUGACAUGGAGCUGCCCGAUAUGCACGUGCGGGAGCUGGCGGGCAUUGGGCACCGCUUCCUGCCCAGCGAGCCCAGCAAGUGGAACGUGGAGGAUGUCUACGAGUUCAUCCGCUCGCUGCCGGGCUGCCAGGAGAUCGCAGAGGAGUUCCGUGCCCAGGAGAUCGACGGGCAGGCGCUGCUGCUGCUGAAGGAGGAUCACCUGAUGAGCACCAUGAACAUCAAACUGGGGCCAGCCCUCAAGAUCUACGCCCGUAUCAGCAUGCUCAAGGACUCCUAGAGCCGCACCGUCGGCUCACAUGGACGCUCCCACCGGGUGGGGAGGGGGGGGACAGACCCAAGCCCCCCCCUCAACCCUGCCUGUCCUGGUUGGGGGGGGGGGGGGAACCUAUCACUGAGCACAAACAGCCCCGGGGCAGCCCCCCCCUCGGCUGCAGGGUGUGUACAUAUAACCCGUAGCGAUAGUGGCCCCACUGUGGCAGGGAGCCCCCCCGGCACGGCGGGGCACAGCAGGAUGGUUGCCUUAAUGCGUGGCCCCGCCGGGGCCCGGCUGCCCGCCCUGGGGUGGGGGGGAGGGUGUGGGGGUGCCUACAGAGAUGGCACUGCCCCCAGCAGGGCUGCUCCAGGGGCACCUCAGUAAAGGAUGGAGGUGGUGGGGGCUUGAUACCCCCAGCAGGUAAGGACCCCCCCCCCUCAGCCCACACCGCUGCCGUCAGCCGCCACGGUCUUUCUAAGAAAAGGAGGAAAAAAGGAAAAAAAAAAAAAAAAAAAAAAAGAAAAAAACACAGAA